GAAGACUCUAGCAAUGAAGUUGAGGUGGAGAUUGAUGAAGAGACCAUUAUCAAAUAUUGUUUUCAACGCAGUUUUAGUUAUGAAGAAAUCAUCCAUUUCCUUGCUAAGCGUCAUGACCAUGAAAUAAGUAACAGCACACUUUUAAGGCGAUUAAAAACAUAUGAACUCAAGAGGAGUUUUUUAAGGCGGAUGAUUCUGGUGAGGUUUUAGAGGCAGUUAGAAAACGUAUCCUUGAGAUUAUCCAUGGACCUGGAUCAUGUGGGGGAUACAGGACGGUAUGGCACACCUUAACGAUAGAAGACUACCGA
Molecule: messenger RNA, 308 nt
Organism: Pocillopora meandrina
Lineage: Eukaryota; Metazoa; Cnidaria; Anthozoa; Scleractinia; Pocilloporidae
Source: the annotation of a GenBank genome assembly